GCCUUAUAAGAGCUUGUUUGAACAGCCAUGUGCUGGCAGAGCAGAGGGGACAGGUCACUCCCAGGCUGAGACGGGGAGGAAACUUACAGUUCUCUCCUAUCUGUGGAGCUUUACAGAGGAUACAGGCUCCCAGGCUCUGAUGACCAGUAGCACGGACAUGGACUGCGAGAGGUGUCAGUGCCAGCAUGGAGACAAACACUCAGCCAUUCUCUACACCCUCCUGAGCCAGAACCUGAGCCACAGCCCACCCCACCAACGCUGCCUGUGUCACCAGCGCUGGACAGUUUGCCUCCGGACACCCCAUAUCACCUGCCAGGCUGCCUCCGAUGUGUUGGUGAAAACCAUCAGCUUCAUGAAAAACCUCCCUUCCUUCCACCUGCUGCCACGGGGGGAUCAGCUCCUGCUGCUGGACAGCUGCUGGGUCCCCCUUUUUCUCCUGGGGCUGGUCCAGGAGAUGGUGACGUUUGAGGUGAUGGAAACCCCGGCCCCCAGCAUGCUCGAGAAGAUCCUCCUCGAUGGCCAAAGCAAAAGGCAGGAGCCUGAGUGGACGCAGCCCAUGCUGGCCGCCGUGCAGUGGCUGCAGUGCAGCCUCAACACUUUUUGGAGCCUGGACUUGAGCCCAAAAGAAUACGCUUACCUGAAGGGAGCCAUCCUCUUUAAUCCUGAUGUCCCAGGGCUGACGGCCUCCCUGCACAUCGAGAGCCUCCAGCGGGAAGCCGAGCGAGCGCUUCAGGAAGUGGUGAGGAUUCUGCACCCUGAGGACCAGGACCGUUUUGCCCUCAUUUUGCUCAUCACCUCCACCUUGAAAUCCAUCCCUCCUGCCCUCAUCACAGACCUCUUCUUCCGGCCCGUCAUUGGCAGCGCAGACAUUGUUGAGCUCAUCGUGGAUAUGCUGUAUGAAAUCACCAGCUGGCAGCCGGCUCCCUCACCACACACGGCUCUGUGAGCUGCUGUGCUCUGCCACAGCUCUGUGCGUGCUCUCCAUCAGCUGGCAGGGCAGCAGGGAGGACUGGGGAGCAGGCACUCGGGACAGGCGCCCUGAGCUCCACAGCUGGCUUUGCGUGUGCCUCUUGCUAGGCUGCAGGGCUCAGCAAGGUGUUAGCAGAGCACUCAGGAAAGCAGCCUUGAUUCAGCAGAUGUCUGUGGCAGCUCCUGCUCCGCCUCUGCCAGUCUGUUUCAAGGAGUGUGACUGUGUGUGUGUGGCUGUUUCCCUGUUCUGCAGCUGGUAGUACUCAGCUGCUAGCAAGCAGGCCAGCCCCGUGACACAGGGCAGAUUGAGUUAGAGCCUGCUCCAGUUGUUUUUUUAUCUCAGUGAAUCCUCAGUUCAAUUAAAACCAAUGUGUGUUUUGCUGUUAACUCCAAGAGAUGAGGUCUGACCUCAACUCACUGCCCAUGACAGCUCAACCUUGUGAUAGUGGUAUUUAGGGGUGCUGAGUAUCUUCAGUGGGAUCACUUGUAGAGUAUGACCAAGUGCAAACAGUCAGAAAUUAGAUCUUUAAGUAUUGGCCAAUGUCUGUUGUGCACGAAAUCUCAGAAAUAUUCAUAAAGAAUCUUCCUCAGGCAGCAAGAGGGAAAAGUACAAAAUCUUACAGGGUGUGCAGCCA
This is a messenger RNA of Lagopus leucura (white-tailed ptarmigan), 1604 nucleotides long. RefSeq names its product nuclear receptor subfamily 0 group B member 2 (gene NR0B2). NCBI's taxonomy places the organism in Eukaryota, Metazoa, Chordata, Aves, Galliformes, Phasianidae. The record is from RefSeq and is a predicted model, not a curated record. The coding region runs from base 140 to 946 and encodes 268 amino acids. Gene Ontology annotation, molecular function: transcription corepressor activity; transcription factor binding. Gene Ontology annotation, cellular component: cytoplasm; nucleus. Gene Ontology annotation, biological process: negative regulation of transcription by RNA polymerase II; circadian rhythm. The transcript has 2 exons.